AUGCAUUUCAAGAUCUCCGCUUUUCCUUCUCUUUUCGCCCUCUUUGCCGUUUCUUCUAUUGCUUCGCCACUGGAAGUAAGGAAGACACUCGACGUAUGGAGCCCCAAGAUCACCUCUCCGACGGCCGGCACUGUGUGGGUUACUGGGUCGACUGUGAACGUGACCUGGGACACCUCUGACGCCCCCAAGCAAAUUUCGAACGGGGCUGCCGUGAUGUUGAGGGAUGACUCCGGUCCAGUCCCACCUGAGAAUCCUUACCUCAAGGAGUCCCGAUCCUUCGACCUUCGUGAUGGAUGGGUUACAGUCGAGGUUCCCAAUGUCCCACCGGCCGAUAACUACGUUCUUGUUUUAUUCGGCGACUCUGGCAACUGGAGUGAGCAGUUUGAGAUUACCGAGGACGCAACCAGCACUUGA
Molecule: messenger RNA, 414 nt
Organism: Marasmius oreades (fairy-ring Marasmius)
Lineage: Eukaryota; Fungi; Basidiomycota; Agaricomycetes; Agaricales; Marasmiaceae
Exons: 4
Coding region: 1-414 (137 amino acids)
Source: RefSeq, a predicted model, not a curated record